AUGGCGUCGGUUAUUGUCGUGGACAGCGAGUUAAGCGACUCCGUCAAGGAGUACGCUGGCAUCAUUGACGCUGCCAACCAGAACACUGCGUUCACCGAUGCGGUGGUCCCGUUUUUCCCCACCAAGGGCUCGAGCGAGCCCACCAACCGCGCCGAGUUGACCAAGACGAUCUACGACUUCCUGACCCCGGAGACCUACGCCAAGUUGCUGGAUAAGGAGUACGAGGCCCUGAUGAACUUGUUGAUCCACAUCCUUAUCAAUGCUUCUCGCGACUUCAAGCUGGUGAUCGACGACAAGAACGCCCCCAUCUACAAGCUCUUAGAGGCGACCGUCCCCGCCAAGCAGCCGUCGUUGCGUGACCGUAAAGUGUUGAAGCCCACCACCAUCAUCUCGGUGCUCAACACCUUGUUCAACUUGUUGCCGGAGUCGCUGGCCACUCGGGUUGCCAUCUUGGAAUACAUUUUCACCGUCAUCGACAAGCUGCGGUUGGACUUCAGCUUGUUUGAAGAAAACAUCGGCCACAACCUCGUGCAAUGGUUGAAGGCGGCGCAAGUGCCUCAAGACGAGAUUAGCCGCGUGUUCUGGAAGUUUAUCGAAUUGGACACUAAGCACACCUUGACCCUGUUGAACAUCAUUGCCGACUUCAGCAAGCAAUUCGAGCUCGACUUGGCUCAACUCCAUAGUCUCAUCGACUUUGUCCUCGCUCUGGAGGUGGUGGAUGUGUCGUUCUUGGUCAACCAAAACGUGGCCAAGGCGAUCGCCGCCAACAAGAACGACGCCAAGGUGGCGUUAUUUGACCACUACGUGCGUGGUGAACCGGUGCAACUGACCCCUGAAGUCGUUGCCAAGUCGCGUAUCCUUCAAGUGGCCAAGUUCUUCUCGGACCACCCCGAACAAGUCGAAUACAACUACUCCGACAUCCCCGUUGCCCAAGGCGCCGAAUUGGAAGCGCUUCUUGUGCAAGCGAUCAAGGCGGGUGUGAUCGAAGGGAAGUUGGACCAGGUUCUGGAAGUGUUCUUCUUGACCCGGGCCAACAAGUUCAUCAUUGCCGGCACUGAUCACACCGCCGACUGGGCCACGGUCAAGCAGGCGUUGAGCCAGUGGAAGCAGGCGCUUACUGGGGUUAAUGAAGUGGUGAAGCUGACCCGGGAGAGCAUUGUCAACGCCAACGCGUAG
Diutina rugosa is the source of this 1176-nucleotide messenger RNA. RefSeq lists its product as uncharacterized. The coding region runs from base 1 to 1176 and encodes 391 amino acids. Gene Ontology annotation, biological process: cytoplasmic translational initiation. Gene Ontology annotation, cellular component: eukaryotic translation initiation factor 3 complex. The record is from RefSeq and is a predicted model, not a curated record. Lineage: Eukaryota; Fungi; Ascomycota; Pichiomycetes; Serinales; Debaryomycetaceae. The transcript has a single exon.